AUGCCUCUGAAGAUCGCAGUGGGACGGCUUGGCCAACCAGCGCAUUCUUGCCGUCACAGCCCGCGUUUCCAAUCAUUCUUCGCGCUACAACGCACUGACCAGACAGAUCCGAUCUUACUCUUUUCCGUUUCGUCUCGUUGUCAGAUACGCCGUGACACGCUCCGGCCGUCAUUAUUUGACGGCCUCACAUCCCGAGAGCGCACCAUCCGCAUGCCACAUGUGCGAUUCUUAAAGUGCGACCACACUGGUCGCACGCGCACGCUCGUCAUAGGCCAGACCACAGACGAGGCUGCGGGGGCAGCGGCGCAAGUGUGCGCACGCGAGCGCUCUCGACACCGCAUCGAGUGCGCUCUCACCAGUCGGGAUCCUGCAGUUGCCGUUAUCCGUGCGCGCUGCUAG
Molecule: messenger RNA, 399 nt
Organism: Peniophora sp. CBMAI 1063
Lineage: Eukaryota; Fungi; Basidiomycota; Agaricomycetes; Russulales; Peniophoraceae
Source: the annotation of a GenBank genome assembly